UAUUCUUCCUACUUUUUCUGUUUCUAUAAAUCAGUCAUUUGUAAUUUUGUUUUUUACUAGUUAAAGUUCUUGCAAGAUUGCAGGUAUCAUCGAACAGAUUCUUCUUCAUGGAAUCAACACCGAUAAAUAAAAUGAGUUCAAGACGGCCACCAUUCUAUACCUGUGGACUCUCUUUCAUGGUAAUAGCAGACCAUGCUUGCAGCAAUGUGCAACAAUUUAAUGGACCAUUAGGUUUCGUAACAAAGAAGAUUGCGAAGAUCGUCUUAUUCGCCUCCCCUUUUGUCUACGCCCUCGAAUCUCAGCUUCUGCUCGUCUUUUCCUUGUUGGAUAACUGGAUUUUUGCAUUUGAACGCGCAGUUGAAGCUAUUUUUCCAUCUUCAGGAUACGCCUUCGACAAGAUCGAUCAACUUGUCGGGAUAGCUGAAAUCCUGCCAGGAAAAUAUGAUGAAGUUGUGAGCAAGUUUCCAGAAAUCAUUCAUCAAAUUCCAUUUCUUGAUUACGUGUUGAGUCGUGCCAUCUCAUUCCUGAGUUUCUUCGUGUCUGCAUUGUCAAAGUGGGGAUCAGGAAACAUUAAAGAGAAAGAAAUUGAGAUGGAUAUGAUAUGUAAUGACAGAGAUAUUAAUGAAAAGUUUGUUCGCAAAGGAUUUGAAUCAGAAAAAGACGGAAUUAAGGAAGAAGAUGGUAGUCUUACGUCGACAUCACCACGAGGAGAAAACGAAACAACUACGACAUGUUCAUAUAAGGAUGCACUAGAAAAAGCUGUAAAAGUGACAUACAAGGAUAUACUAGAGAAGGGAAGCAAAGAGAACACACCCAGCAAAGCGAAUAGCGAAACGGAAGAGACAGAGAUCAAAUACGACGAAAAUAAGGAAGCAACUACAAAAGGAGAGAUGGAAAAAAUCGAAAAGAGAGAAGAUAAUGUUAAGAAGAAAAGGAAAAAAUCCAAGUCUGGAAAGAAAGGAGCAAAACAGAAGAUAGAAAAACAAGAAAAGAGCGAAAAAGACGUGACUGAAGAACCCAAUGCUUGUAAGGAAGUAAAUGGGGAUGGAAACUGUAACAAAAUGGAGGAAAAGGUAAGCAAUGGUGAGGAGCUUUUAGAUCUUUUCGAGUCCGCUUGGCUUGCAAGCCCUCGAAAUAACUAAAUUUCGGAUUCAGUUUCGUUCCAAUAAUGAAGGAAACUAUUCCUUUGAAAUGGGUUUUGACAGAAGGGAAACAAUCUGUUUACUUGACAUUCUUCAAGUUCAAUCUUUGGUGUUAUAGCCAAGGAAUCUUUAUACAUAGUUUAGUUGAAAUUUUUAAUGUAAAUAUUAGUUGGCUGAAAUUGUCUGUACGUUAGAUUAUUAGUACAUGACUUUCCGCAUUAUGUGCAGAAAUAUCAGAGUGAUACUUGCUGCAUUAUAGAUUGUAUAUCAUAUUAAGUGCAUCAGAUAAUGAAAAUAAAUUCUGUAAUUAAAUC
This is a messenger RNA of Mercurialis annua (annual mercury), 1456 nucleotides long. RefSeq lists its product as uncharacterized. The transcript is spliced from 2 exons. NCBI's taxonomy places the organism in Eukaryota, Viridiplantae, Streptophyta, Magnoliopsida, Malpighiales, Euphorbiaceae. The record is from RefSeq and is a predicted model, not a curated record. Bases 108 to 1142 code for a protein of 344 amino acids.